Lachnellula hyalina is the source of this 1458-nucleotide messenger RNA. RefSeq names its product Mannan polymerase II complex ANP1 subunit (gene ANP1). Bases 1 to 1458 code for a protein of 485 amino acids. Gene Ontology annotation, biological process: protein N-linked glycosylation; cell wall mannoprotein biosynthetic process. The record is from RefSeq and is a predicted model, not a curated record. Gene Ontology annotation, cellular component: mannan polymerase complex. NCBI's taxonomy places the organism in Eukaryota, Fungi, Ascomycota, Leotiomycetes, Helotiales, Lachnaceae. Gene Ontology annotation, molecular function: alpha-1,6-mannosyltransferase activity. The transcript has 5 exons.
AUGCUUCCUCGGCACCAUGGAUCGUCGUAUUCGAAUGGGAAAAAGCACGACUACGAAGAAAAGACAUACAGCAUAUCCCCACACAGAUCCACACCUCCGGCUGCUAGAAAAAGGCGACAACUCCUUAUAAGGCUCGGUGGGGUGUUAGCAGUCCUGCUAUUUGGAUUCUUUGUAUGGCCCGGAGUCUCAAUACUAUCAAUUUUCUCUUUCGGCUUUCUGUCUUCGGGUGAAGACUUCCAAUUAGAAACGGUGCGAUAUUACGACCUGUCGAAUGUACAGGGUACCGCCAGAGGAUGGGAACGAGAGGAGCGGAUCCUCCUCUGUGCGCCUUUACGAGAUGCCGAGUCUCAUCUGCGAAUGUUCUUUUCUCACCUACAUAAUUUUACCUACCCUCACCAUUUGAUCGAUCUGGCUUUCUUGGUGUCUGAUUCCAAGGACCGAACAUUACCACUGUUGUCUGAACUUUUGGAGCAACUUCAGGCGGAUGAAGAUCCAAAGAUGCCGUAUGGAGAGAUUUCUAUUAUUGAGAAGGAUUUUGGACAGAAGGUUAACCAGGACGUUGAGAGUCGUCACGGAUUUGCUGCGCAGGCAAGUCGAAGAAAGUUGAUGGCACAAGCAAGAAAUUGGCUGUUGAGUGCGGCGCUACGACCAUAUCACAGUUGGGUUUACUGGAGAGAUGUGGAUGUUGAGACUGCCCCAUUUACUAUCUUGGAAGAUUUGAUGCGACACAACAAGGAUGUUAUUGUGCCGAAUGUCUGGCGACCACUUCCCGACUGGCUUGGGGGCGAGCAACCAUACGAUCUGAACUCAUGGCAAGAAUCCGAGACAGCUCUGGCAUUGGCAGAUACUCUGGACGAAGAUGCUGUCAUUGUUGAAGGUUAUGCGGAAUAUGCGACUUGGAGACCCCAUCUUGCAUAUCUCCGAGACCCAUACGGUGAUCCUGAUAUGGAAAUGGAUAUUGAUGGUGUGGGGGGUGUCAGUAUUUUGGCCAAGGCCAAGGUGUUCAGAUCCGGUGUUCACUUCCCAGCUUUCAGUUUCGAGAAGCAUGCCGAGACAGAAGGAUUUGGAAAGAUGGCCAAACGGAUGCAAUUCUCUGUAGUGGGCCUACCACAUUACACUAUCUGGCAUUUGUACGAGCCUAGUGUAGAUGACAUUCGACACAUGGAGGAAAUGGAACAAGAACGUCAAGCCCGUGAGCAGGAAGAGAAGGAUCGCGUUGAGCGAAUGAAGAAGAUUAAGGACCAGUUUGCCGACCCUAACAACCAGUGGGAGAAGGACAAGACGGAUAUCCAGAAUGAGGCCAUGAAAGAGAAGAAAGCAAAGGAGGAUGCGGAAGCCGGUACUGAAAAGCCAGCAGCCGGGCCAGAAUCUUCCGCAAAGCCUGAGACCCCAGUUGGAGCCCUGGCUGAAGCCAAGGUUGAGGAUGUCACUACAGUCAAGAAUAAACCGGCAGCUUGA